UGCAAUAGAGAAGACAAUGUAGCCACUCAGUGUCAGCCAAAUCCAUGAUAUUAACACAAUCUAAAGAGCAAGGGGAGUUUCCAAAGUCAUCAAACCCGUCCAACUUUCUCAUUUACAGCUAUAGACCACUGAAAAUGGAUCCUAUUAGGGCUGCUGUUCCUUUGCUAUGGCUUUCCCUGUGCUUUGGGAAUAUUCUGGAGGCAGCGGUACUUGGAUCAUUGCAGUACCCCUCCGGUGCGGAUGAUAACGGGCUUGUAUCACAUCUGGAUGAGCGGAGUCGCAGAGAGCCGACAGCGGUGUCCAGGAAAGACCCUCCGAUAAAUUAUACUAUCGUCCCCCAUGAGUAUAUGGUAUCUCUAUACAGGACACUAUCUGAGAUAGAGAGCAGAGGGCUUAACAGCAGUGCUCCUCGCACCGCAAGACUCGCCAACACCGUGACCAGUUUCGUGGAUCAAGGAAAAGAUCACUCCUCCUGGGGAAGUGGCCAGCGCUAUCUCUUCGAUCUCUCCAGUCUGUCCAGGACUGAUGAGCUUGUGGAGGCAGAACUGAGGAUCCUGAGAAAGCCACCGCUGGAUCUCCUUCCUGUGCUGACAUGGGGCAGGAAUCUUUAUCGCCUUCUCCUCUACACUUGUCCGUCUGAGGGGAACUCUGGAAGACGGCUGCUGGAUUCCAGGACAGUCGAUGUUCUGGAUGGCGAGCCUCCCAAAUGGGAUGUAUUUGACGUGUGGGCAAGCGUGAAGGCUCGACGAAGGAGCCACAGGACAGCAGCGGGCAACGACCUCCUUGUGGCCUGCUUUGACCUGCUGGUUGUUUCGGAGUUGACCAAAGAGGCAGCCAACCCUCUUACAGUAGGGCUGCGACGCCAGUCUCGGCAGCCCCAGGAGAGGGCCUUGCUGGUGGCUUUUUCUCGCACCCGCAGGAAAGAAAACCUGUUCAAGGAGAUCAGGGAGCAGAUAAAGGCAGUGCGAGGAGACAUGGGUUUUCUGGAUCCUUUGGACCUCUCUGGUGACGUGGUUGGUCACCUAUCCAGGCGUCGCAGACGCCGGACUGCCCUGACCAGCAGAUCUAUAGGUGGAGCUGGUGGGGGAGGAGGAGGCGUCGGUGUUGGAGGAGGAGGAAGGAGUGGUGGAGGCAGCGGGCGCAGGAAGACUCGAUGCAGCCGCAGGCAGCUCCACGUCAACUUCAAGGAGCUGGGCUGGGACGACUGGAUCAUCGCACCGCUGGAUUACGAGGCGCACCACUGUGAGGGCGUGUGUGACUUUCCGCUGCGCUCACACCUGGAGCCAACAAAUCACGCCAUCAUUCAGACACUUAUGAACUCUAUGGACCCUGACUCCAGCCCGCCCAGCUGCUGUGUCCCCUCCAAACUCAGCCCCAUCAGCAUCCUCUACAUUGACUCUGGCAACAAUGUGGUCUACAAGCAGUAUGAGGACAUGGUGGUGGAGAGCUGUGGCUGCAGGUAGCAUUGCGACAGAGGGGGAUGUCUGAUUGUCUUGUCGGAAAAUCAAUUGGUGGUUUGAUGCGCUUGUUAACGCAGGCCUCCCCUAUCUCUUCCCCCUAAACCAACUGUAUUUUGUGAUUUGCUGAAAAAAAAGUCCCGACAAGUAUGCUCAUUACUGAUCUGCCUUAACUUGAGUGGAACAUAAUCUAAUUUGCUGCUUAAUUUAUUAGAAUUUGUCAUUGAGCUGCUAUUUAAUUUCAUGAGCUCUUUAGCAUUUCUUUACUCAUAACAUGCUCUGGCUCUCUCUCUCUCUCUCUCUCUCUCUCUCUCUCUCUCUCUCUGUC
Oncorhynchus gorbuscha (pink salmon) is the source of this 1785-nucleotide messenger RNA. RefSeq names its product growth/differentiation factor 6-A-like. Gene Ontology annotation, molecular function: growth factor activity; cytokine activity. The transcript has 2 exons. NCBI's taxonomy places the organism in Eukaryota, Metazoa, Chordata, Actinopteri, Salmoniformes, Salmonidae. Gene Ontology annotation, biological process: BMP signaling pathway; SMAD protein signal transduction. Bases 45 to 1463 code for a protein of 472 amino acids. Gene Ontology annotation, cellular component: extracellular region. The record is from RefSeq and is a predicted model, not a curated record.